AUGGGUGAACUAAUACAAAAAUGUCACUUAAUUGUCUGGGAUGAAUGUACCAUGUCCCACAAAAAAGCUUUUGAAGCUGUGGACAGAACAUUACAAGACAUUAGAAAUUGUAAUUCCAUGAUGGAAAAUGUCACAGUAUUAUUGCCAGCAGACUUCCGACAAACUCUACCAGUUGUUCCAAGAGGAACAAAAGUGGAUGAGCACAAUGCUUUAAUAAGGUCUUCUGCACCAUGUGAAAACACUUCAACUUUUGAACUAUUUGCAGAGCAGCUUUUGAAACUCGCUGCAAUUGAUGAAGAACAGUUUCUUACAUUCAAUCCAAUAUGUAAUUCAGCUGAUUCUACCAAUGAUUUGGUGGCUGAAAUCUUACUGAAUCUUCUUCAUAAUUACAACAAUACAAAUUGGAUCAGUGAACAAGCUAUUCUGGUUCCAAAAAAUGUUGCUGUAAAUAACAUUAAUAAUAUGCUACUGAAUAAACUUGCAGGAGAAGUCUGCACUUAUAACUCAAUUGACAGUGCUGUUGAUGAUCAGGAUAGUGUUAAUUACUCCAUCGAGUUUUUGAACUCACUAGAAUCAUCAGGUUCAACUCCUUAUUGUUUUCAGCUGUAG
This is a messenger RNA of Octopus bimaculoides (California two-spot octopus), 609 nucleotides long. RefSeq lists its product as uncharacterized. The record is from RefSeq and is a predicted model, not a curated record. Gene Ontology annotation, biological process: DNA repair; telomere maintenance. Lineage: Eukaryota; Metazoa; Mollusca; Cephalopoda; Octopoda; Octopodidae. Gene Ontology annotation, molecular function: DNA helicase activity.